CGUCGUGUCGUCGCGUGGCCUCACCUCCAGCAUCUACCUACCAACUUGUCCUCUUCUAUCAGUGGCACCACCAAUCUUUUACCACGAUUAAACCUCAGGCAUACUCUCGCCAUCUCUCUCUUCCUCCCGUGUGUCCAGUCUUCGUCUUCACACGCAGUUGCACGCCACUGCCACUUCGUCCAAUCUCCAGGGCGCAGUCGACCUACCCGCGUUGAUCUGAACCAGACUUCAAACCACUCUCUAGCCUUUCCGCUCCCUACCUUACCUUCCUUCACAGCGGUCAUUUUAGACAAGCUUUGUCGCUUUGCAGGUGUCCGCCCUUCUUUCUGGCCCCAAGACCACGACUUUUGCAUGAUCAAAGUGCUUUGACGGCCGCCAAUUGACCUGUCAGUCUGGUUACCCCACAAAACUCUAUCAGCAAAGUCACAGAUAAGUCACAAUCAUCGGCUGGCACCUCUCACCUGACCAUCACACGGUCCGCUGCCAUAGAAGAUGCGCACAGUGGGCCAUGCCUCAGCGCCGUGACCAUCACCCACCAGGAAGGAAGGCCUCGCAGCUGGGCGCUGGGUGCUCACACCUCCCUCGACGACAUGCCCUCCGCCCUUUCUAACCAGAACAACUAUUAUGCGACACAUCAUCGACGACAGUCCUCGUUGUCCCAAAACCACCUUCCCGAUUUCGUCAGAUCUCCCACCCAACUCCAGUCCCCAUCGCAGUCUCAGGUGUUCCUUCCCUCCACCGCCUACUCACAACCCUCUACAACCGCUUCUCGACCCCGGUCCCCUUCUUUGACCGCCUCGAGUUCCCAAGUCCGACUCGAUCUUCCUGUUGAUGAGCCCCUGUCCCACGACCCUCACGAAUUCUACCGCCAGUACCGUGACCCUUUUGCUACUCCGGCCUCUCUGGCCCUACAUCAGGAGGGCAUUCGUGCAACCACAAGUAGGGAGGACGACGACCAACUCCACAUCUCUCGAGAACUUAGUAACACAUCUCUACAAUCUAGUGAGGAACAUGGACUGAGACAGGCACGCGAUCCUAGCGCUGUCCGGAAAGCCUCCUUACACACUAUCAACGGAGCCUACGAAGGGGCCCAACCAAAGUCUUCAGGUUCCGUACCAAACAAUCCGAGGUCGAGAAAAGCUUCUUUUAAGGACCUGGUGGCCCGCUUCGAUGCCUCACCGGAAGAUCUUCCACCACUACCCACACAACAAUUAUCUCGUCCGGGCUCCAGAACUGCUAGUCCUAAGCCCUUUGCGUCCGGCGAACAAGCACAAUUAGAUGGAGGCCCCACCCAUCCCAGGCGGCCAUCAGCCAGAACCUCUGACGCUUACCGAAGAACAGGCGCCGCCGUCUUUAAUACUGAUUCCGUCCUCGCCAAAGACCAUCCGACGUCUCGUAAUCGACUUCCUUCUGCAGAGCUUUCGGCAAAGGCCCCCGGUAGUGUUGACGUCUCUCAACCUGCACGCAAGUUGUUGUUUGGAGAGAUUUUGCCCACUGUCGUAAACGCUUCAGCCGGCGCCGGGUACGGAAUUUUACGUCGAAGAGGCUCUGAAGGCUCUCCCAUGCAUACCCCAAACGCAAUGUUUCCAUCUGGCAACGCCAACUUCUCCACCCAGGACAAUUUGACCUAUGACAUGCUGACAAUCGCUCAUCAGUCUCCCAGUCCCGCCCUCGUUCAGACAUCUCAACAACCUGUACCCCGACCGACCCACCGGAGGGCACACAGCGAUUUCGUGCAUUCGGCCUUAAAGGGACCCCCUGGACCCGACCCUCUGUCGCCCGUUGAUAUAGAAUUCAUGGCGCGAACAUUGCACUACAUGGAACACCCUGAGCCAAAGCAGGAGCCUCAGUCACGGAUUCCAGUCAUGAAACGUCAUCAUCGCAUGGCUUCAGAACCGGCAGCCACCUCUCCUACUACUCGAUCCAACCACGGGUCGCAGCUACCAUUGCGCGUCGCGGAUCAUAAUUCCCCUUCGUUAAUAUUGCCCCAAACACAGCGAAAGCCGCAAAGUCCCCGGAGGAGACCCAAAUCUCCCAUCCAAAUCAAGAGUCCUGGUAGGAGGGGAAAAGAUCCAAUGUCUCAGGGAUCAAAAAGUCCAUCUCUCCGGGCCAACAUUAUCGCCCCUCCACCAAAGAUAUCUCCCCCGCUCAGGAGCUCACGGCCUCGUCUCCCUGUAUCCGCAGCCACCACAACAGCGUCUCGAUUAAAGAUGGCGGAAAAGUUUCAAGCUUCGGCCAAGGAGCAAAGUGAUCGAAAGCUUUCUCGAAGACAAAGACCUCCGGAAUUGAGCGAUAUUGAUCUGAAAGCACGCCGCCUGAAGAUCACGCAAGCGUUGAGCAGGUCCCGCGAAGGGGAUGACUUGAGAGUCGGUUCGGAAGCUGGUGUCCAGAGUCCCAUCAUAAGUCGGACCACAAGUAUCGUCCUUUCUGCCGGCGAGUCUGACGCUGAUAGCGAGAGCGCAAAACGACCAGGCGAGGUCCCUGCAGUAGUAGUGGAACCUGCUGCAGAUGCAGACGCGGGUGCACCUGACGAGCUUGCCUUUUACGCGUCUGGAGAACAGCACUCUUCAGAUCAGCGAGCAUUUACUCAAAAUGCUGUCAAGAUUGUCCAUGACCAUUCUCCAGAAGGUGGUUAUGGCGUGGAUUCACCAACAUUGGGCCACCCUGAGAACGGAUUCGGCAGUAUAUCUCUGUCUCUCAAUACUCAUUUGUUGCCACGCCAGGACGAGCAUGAGCCCCAAUCGGCACAGACAGUAGCAACAGAAGCUACCAUCAUCGAUGCUGAGCCUCAAACCGAUGCCACACGGUUGCAAACUCCUUCACAAUCGAUACUGAGUCAGAUCAGCGUGUUGCGCAACCAAAGCUCGUAUUCGCCACUGUCCGCGCACUCACAAACCUCCGGAGAAGCCUCCAACGAUGCCGACGCUGUAUCUGUACAGCUGAUGAUGCGCGACACAACUUAUUUGGACGAUGACGAGGCAGCGGAAAAGGGUUACCGGCCCUUUCCUCCAAGCGCUGGGUCUGACCUGAAUCCCUCCCGGAGCAAUGAGAGAAGCUCGUGGAGCUCUUCGAUUGAGGACCCUGUCGAGUCGGAAAAGGGUGGUGUUGGUAUGGUUCAGGUGAAUCUAACGCCCGACUACCCAGGCUUCAGCAUCAGAGAUGUCCCCGCAUCGAUGGCCAGUUCCAUUCAUUCUAGCGAUGAUGAUGAUCAAUGUGACUCGGCGCCACGAGACACCUAUACCAUUGUCAACAUUGUGCUUCAAAAGCAAACGCCAUCUGGAGUGGUGGACCAGCAGCUUGUGGACGAUAUCUACCACCGUAUUAUUCGAGGUUCACCGGACCUGGCGGAAGCAGACAAUGUGGAUGAGGAGAGAGUCGAACAGCUGUGUUUGCAAGAACUGGAAAACUACAGUGAUCACUGGGGGGGACAGGAUGAUUCACCGCCUGAGCCUGCCCAAGAUCUUCACCCUGAGACAUUAUCUGAGUCACACCAAGUUGAGCCAUAUGAGACAUCCGCUCAUUCGGCGACUCACUCACAGAACCAAGCUCCCCCACUGCCUCCAAACAGUUUCCGAGGGCACCGCUACAAAUCUAGCCUUGACAGUGCCGAGGACUGGGCGGAAACAUCACCUUCCGUGGUGGACUGGAUGAGAUUCGCGCUCACAUCACCAAAAGAACUUGAGCGCAAACCUGAGGGUUCGAGUGAUUUAGUGGGUACGCAAAGUCAAGAGCCACCUCCAUUGGAGAAUGCAAGAGACGAGUCUUCAGCAGAUCAAGUUCGACCAUAUGCGUAUGCAGACUCGCCGACUGUCGGACUAGACGCGAACACAAUCCCGCCGUUGCCGUCUCAUUCACCUCCAGCCCCUCCGACUGCCAUCCUCCCGGCGAAUGACAUGAGCUCCUGGUCAGCUCCUGUUGGCAUACGUCCUCCAAACGCUCAGACUUCCAAGAGGGCGAGACCACUGACAGCAGCGUCACAAUUAUCAGCCAGAUCGUCCCUAGACCAGCAAAUGACCCCAUCCACCUCCAGCGUGACCCGACCAUCGGAUGAAUCGGAGAUCACGCCGGAACAACGGCGACUGAAGCAGAGACGAAAUGUCAUCAAAGAGAUUGUUGAUACCGAGUAUACGUACGAACGAGACAUGCGAGUCUUGUGCGAUAUCUACCGACAAACGGCGAUCGUGGCAAUCUCGGACGAAGACAUCAAACUCAUCUUUGGCAAUGUUGAGCUUGUGCAGCAGUUUGCGAAGGAGUUCCUAGGCUUCCUCAGACAAGUGGCUGCACCCACAUAUGUCAUGGAACGGUCAGACCGGAAAAAAGAUGGGAAUCGCAACUCGAGUGUACAAGGCCCUGGUGCGGCGGACGAAUAUUCUUCGCUGACUGAGGUGCAAAGGGACCAACUGACCCGGGUGGGACAUGCGUUUGAGGUGUCAAUGGUAGAAAUGGAAAGAACGUAUACCGACUACAUCCGAACCCGUCAUGCAGCAAAUAAGAGGAUGGAGGUGCUGCAAUCGGCACCAGCCGUGGUAGAAUGGCUGCGGGAAUGCAGUGAGAACUCUAGUGACAUCACCAAUGCGUGGAGUCUGGACGCCCUGUUGGUCAAGCCGAUACAACGGAUUACCAAGUAUCCACUAUUGCUGCACCAGUUGUUGGAAGCGACGCCGUCGGAUCACCCUGACGCGGAGUUUGUGCGCAAAGCCUGUGCGGAAAUGACAGAGGUUAACAUGCGGAUCAACGACGUCAAAAAGCACACAGAGAUUGUGGACCAAGUGCUGAACCGAAAACGAAAGGAAUCAGACGUGCGAAAUGGGCUGACCAAGGCGUUUGGACGUCGAGCAGAGAAGCUCCGGCAGCACGUGGGCAUGAAUGAAAUGUUUGAGGAUGAAGAGUUCACCAGGAUCAAGCGAAAUUACGACAACAACAUCGCUCACUUGUACCUCGUGACGAAAGACGUCAAGGACUCUGUCGAAGUGAUCAGUACUUGGGUGACUGGGAUGUGCGGAUUGGCCAACGUGGCAGAAGCAUGGGUGGACGUGGGGCACACCAACUACCCACAAGCGGAGAGCAAACUCCGUCAACUGGCGAUUGUGGUGCGAGGCAUCCAUUCAAUUGCACUUCCGGACCAUGUGGAACAGAUGACGCGACGUGUGAUUCAGCCGAUGGAAAGCACGGCGACGAUGCUUGCCAAAUUCAAAGGUGACCCCAAAGGUCUGAUCCAAAAACGAGAGAAGAGACUUUUGGACUACAAUCAAUUCAAGAACAAGAGGGAUCGCGGGGAGAAAUUGGAUAAGAAGAUGAUUGAGCGCAUGGAGCAAUGGGAGGCGCUCAACAUCGAAGCCAAGGCGCGAAUGUCACGACUGCAGGAAGCGACAGGACGAUUGGUGCGAGGCUGUCAAAUUUCAGUGAUGAACCUGCAUCAAGAUUGGCUCAACAUGUGUAACCAGAAAUUCUCGGCGGCCAUGGGGAUUGAUGUUUCGCGUUUGGAGUUUCCAGACAUCAUCAAAGACUGGCAAGAAGAGUUUGAUCCGCAGCACGCAUUUGCGAUGAGCCUGAGUAUCUGUAACGGCACACUGCUGACAGAGGCUGUGAACCUGCUCACAUUUUUGACGCCAGGAUCGACGUUGACUGGUGAAGAUUCCCCGCGGCAAGCAUCUUUAAGCAGCGGCAUGAAACGGUCAGUGUCGACAAAUGAUGAGACUGUACAGGCGGUGGUGGCAGAUCGACACCAUCGUCAUAGCGAAGGCCCUCAAGGAUCUCACAUUUACCACAGCGACGGCCGGGCUGAUCUUCAUACGUUUUCAUACGGCAGUAGUCGGAUGGGAUUGUCCAGCGCGGGUUCGGGCAUGGCACCCAGAACUCCCGAGUCAAUGAAUCGGGGUACGGCAGCAUCGAUGCACAGGACCAGCAGUAGAAAUGCGUCUCGACCUAGCACCAGCUCUCGACCUUCAGAAGAGGUCACCCUGUCGUCACUUUCAGCGCCUCGGGUUAGCCUAGAAGCGCCAUCCCCGACGAUUGGCGAAUUGUUAACAGACCCGAAUGCAGUGGCAGCCAAGCACUCAUCGGGGUCAACAUUCUACUCGGCCAGUGCCGGAGUGGGCCAGUCACAGUCUGGAGCAGGCACAAGUACAAACAGAGGGAGUAUCUUUUCAUCCGCGAUGCCAAUGGGCGAGACUGGAGGGGAGGAGGGAGAAGGAGCAGGUCGACGCGAGGCAGGCAAAGAGUUGGGUGUAUUAUUCACAGCGGCAAGUGUGUAUGAAUUCAACAUUGACCGGUCGCGGCAACAAGGGGGAUUCCGGUACCUAACAUAUGUUAGCGGUGAGAUUUUUGAUGUGAUUGCCGAGCACGGAGAACUAUGGUUGGCAAUCAAUCAGGAUGACGAGAGCCGCGAAGUUGGAUGGAUAUGGAACAAACACUUUGCAAAAUUGGCGACAUGAAGGGGAGAAGAAAUCAGAAAGCAGAUCUGCAAGGUGGUUCAAGGAUAUUGGGGAUGUACGUGUGAGCAACAUGAGGGACAGAUGGAAAGAGAUGCUUGGCAUGGCGGUCAUUUUUUCAGCUUUCAGCGUUUAAGCGUGCAAAAUGGACAAAGGCAAUGGCAAUGGCAACGGGCGUUGUGAUUGUCCAUCAGGCUUGGAAAGUUUUGGAUCAAAGCCAAAGGCAACCAAGCCAUGGAGGACGAAGGACUGUACAUUAUGCGUACACAUACGCACGUUAUGGAUGAGCAUGAAACAAGGGAGAUCAAGUUUCAUGUGAGGCUUUCUUUGAAUGCCUCUGAUCCAGAACAAGGAUGGUUAGAAUUGGAAAAUUACUGUCCUGAGGUCCCAGUCCUGUGUAAGAUUCUUGCUUCUUAUUGAUUUCGAAAGUCCAAAGUAUGAGGAUCUGGUGUACUUGGACGUAAGUAGGUACCUAUUG
Molecule: messenger RNA, 6909 nt
Organism: Exophiala mesophila
Lineage: Eukaryota; Fungi; Ascomycota; Eurotiomycetes; Chaetothyriales; Herpotrichiellaceae
Exons: 1
Coding region: 591-6434 (1947 amino acids)
Biological process (GO): intracellular signal transduction
Cellular component (GO): cytoplasm
Molecular function (GO): guanyl-nucleotide exchange factor activity; protein binding
Source: RefSeq, a predicted model, not a curated record